AUGGCAGUUCACAUUGAGCCAGCACGAUUCCCAGCCGACGUCGCUGCCAUCCAUUCACUAUUUUCUGGGUACGCGGCAUCCCUAGGGAUCGACCUUACCUUCCAAUCUUUUGAAGACGAGCUGAACUCGUUACCCGGAAAAUAUGUCACCGCGCAAGGAGGUGCGCUGUUGAUUGCACGAGCACAAAUUUCCAACACGUCCACAGGAUCAUCGCAGCAGACUUCAGCUGAUCCCUUGAUAACUCCUCAAACUGAACCUGUUGUCGGCUGCGUCGGGUUGCGACGCAAUAACGAGCACUGGUGUGAAAUGAAACGCCUAUAUGUGCAGCCAGAAACUCGCGGGCUGAGGCUUGGUGAUAGACUCGUCGAGGCUAUUCUCGCCGAAGCAAAGGCCCUGGGAUACCGGGGUAUUCGACUAGAUACGCUACCGGAUAUGCUGGCUGCACAACGACUGUAUCGACGACAUGGUUUUGUCGAGAUUGAGCCAUACUACGAUACCCCUUUGAAAGGGACGAUAUUUAUGGGCUGUGAUUUGACAAGGUGA
Messenger RNA from Penicillium cataractarum, 543 nucleotides. RefSeq lists its product as uncharacterized. The transcript has a single exon. Lineage: Eukaryota; Fungi; Ascomycota; Eurotiomycetes; Eurotiales; Aspergillaceae. The record is from RefSeq and is a predicted model, not a curated record. Bases 1 to 543 code for a protein of 180 amino acids. Gene Ontology annotation, molecular function: acyltransferase activity, transferring groups other than amino-acyl groups.